UUCAUGAAUCAUAUAUGGAUGACAUAGAUGGAGAUGAAACCCCUCUGGUUGAGAUUUUUACUGUCAGUGCUGAGAUCACCACCCACAACAACUUUGAGAACAAAACUGCUAAAACAUAUGAGAAUGUCAUUCCUGAUACAUCUGAGAACAUCAUCCCAAAAUCCUCUGAAAAUGUCACCAUCAACACCCCUGAGAACAUCACCAUCAACACCCCUGAGAACAUCACCUUCAACACCCCUGAGAACAUCACCUCCAACACCCCUGAGAACAUCACCUCCAACACCCCUGAGAACAUCACCCCCAACACCCCUGAGAACAUCACCAAAGAUAUGUCUGAGAAUGGCGACCCCAACACUGAGUCUUUAGUUAAACUAGAUAUGCCCAGAGCUACAGAGAAGCAUAGUCUCAGUGAUCUCUAUCAAACUUUGGAGAAUUAUAAAACUAUAGAAAACUGUAUCAUCACAAAUGGCCAUGUCUUAUGGCUUUUAUUUCGCUCAAAAAAGGUUAAGUGUACAGAAGUGGCAAGGCAAUUACAAGCUGAACUAAACCAACAAUCUAAUCCUCCUGUAUAUAGCACAAAAACAUUGGUGGCUAAAAUAAGUAAAUGUUAUCAACAAUUUAGUACAUUUAAGAAAAAUUUAAGUCGUUUAUCAUAUUGGUUGAAUAUUUUAAAAUAUUUAGGGAGUGAAUUUGUGGUUAAUAGUAGGCCUAAAAGAUGGGCUAAACAUUCAAGACAGAUUGACUUAUUAACCGAACAAUUAGGCACUCCAGUUACUGACAUGAGACUUGAUUGUGAGAAAUGUUCCUUAAGCAGAACUUCCAACCAGAAAUUCUCCAUGGAGGUUGAACAAGUGAGAAAAAAGAUUUUAGAGGUUAAGAAAGAGACUGAUCAAAUUCAGAGGGAGUACUCACCACGUGUGGUCAAGCAGAAACUCAAGAGGUUGGAAGAACGCAUUAACAAGAAAAAUGUGGAAUUAAAAGACUUACAAAAGCUAAGCCGCACUCAAAGUAGGAAAAUUUUUCAGCUGGAAAAGAUAAAAGAGAAACAAAAAAUGAGAUUAAAAUUUGUAAAGAGUAGGUAUUUAAAAUUGUGUGCUGAAAGAUUAGCAAAGAAUAUUGGGGAACAUAGUUAACUUAUAAAUGAUAAUUCACUAGAGAUGGCGUAAUGGAUGGGACUUACACAGUGAAACAUAAGACAAGUGUACAUUCCAUAUCUCCUAUUACUAUGUUAUUAAACUAUUUGUUUAAACUUG
Molecule: messenger RNA, 1253 nt
Organism: Physella acuta
Lineage: Eukaryota; Metazoa; Mollusca; Gastropoda; Physidae
Source: RefSeq, a predicted model, not a curated record